AUGUCGAGGCGCAAGCAGGCGAAACCGCAGCACAUCAACUCCGAGGAGGACCAGGGCGAGAGGCCGCCGCAGCUGCAGCAGCCGAGCCCGGGCUUCGCAGACGCGGCGCCGGCGCCGGGGGAGCCGGGUGAGUGCGGUACUUCAAUGAACCCCCCAGGCAGUGGCGAGGAUGCCACCGCAGGGGACAGAGCACCAGGAAAGCGGCCCCGGCGAGAGGAGACUCACAUCUGUGAGAAGUGCUGUGCCGAGUUCUUCAGCCUCUCCGAGUUCGUGGAGCACAAGAGAAAUUGCACUAAAAAUCCGCCUGUCCUCAUCAUGAACGACAGUGAGGGGCCAGUGCCUUCAGAUGACUUCUCCAGAGCUGUACUGAGCCACCAGCCGCCCAGCCCAAGCAGUAAAGACAGUCACAAAGAGGGUGGUGGCAGCUCAGGGGACGCCAAGGAGAAGCCAGGCCCCGAGUCCGUCCUGUACUUGAAGUCAGAGGCUAGCCUGCCACCCACGCCCCAGGACAUAAGCUAUUUACCCAAAGGCAAGGUGGCCAACACUAACGUCACUCUGCAGGCCCUCCGCGGCACCAAGGUGGCGGUGAACCAGCGGAGCGCCGAUGCCCCUCCGGCCCCGGUGCCCGUCGCCAGCAGCAUCCCGUGGGUCCUGGAGCAGAUCUUGUGUCUGCAGCAGCAGCAGCUCCAGCAGAUCCAGCUCACGGAGCAGAUCCGAGUGCAGGUGAAUAUGUGGGCUGCACACGCCCUGCACUCGGGGGUGGCGGGCGCCGACACCCUGAAGACCUUAAGCAGCCACAUGUCGCAGCAGGUGUCCGCUGCCGUAGCUCUGCUCGGCCAGAAAGCCGGAAGCCCGGCUCUGUCCCUUGAUGCUUUGAAGCAAGCCAAGCUACCUCACGCCAACAUCUCCUCCGCAGCCGGCUCCCUGUCCGCAGGGCUGGCCCCCUUCGCCUUGAAGCCAGACGGGUCCCGGGUGCUUCCCGGUGUCAUGUCUCGCCUGCCCGGCGCCCUGCUACCUCAGACCCCAGGCUCGGUGCUUUUCCAGAGCCCUUUCUCCGCUGUGGCGCUGGACCCAUCCAAGAAGGGGAAAGGGAAGCCCCCGAACAUCUCGACGGUGGAGGUCAAACCCAAAGACGAGGCUGUCCCCAGCAAGCACACGUGUAAGUACUGUAGCAAGGUUUUUGGGACCGAUAGCUCCCUGCAGAUCCACCUCCGCUCCCACACCGGAGAGAGACCCUUCGUGUGCUCUGUCUGCGGUCACCGCUUUACCACCAAGGGCAACCUCAAGGUGCACUUUCACCGACACCCCCAGGUGAAGGCAAACCCCCAGCUGUUUGCCGAGUUCCGGGACAAAGUGGCUGCAGGCUCUGGCACCCCCUAUGCACUCUCUGUCCCCGUCCCCGUAGAUGAAUUGAGUCUUCCCUUAGACAGCAAACCCAUCCUCCCAGGGACCCCUUCCAUAGGGCUCCCUCAGAAUCUCUCUUCGGGGACUAACCCCAAGGACCUCAUGGGCAGCCCCUUGCCCAUUGACUUACAGCCAGGGCCUUCUCCAGAAAGUGAGGGGGGAUCCCCACUACCUGGGGUGGGGCCAAUCCAUAAUCCCCCAAGGGUUGGGGGCUUCCAGGGAAGUAGUGCCCCCGAGUCAGGGUCAGAGACCCUGAAAUUACAGCAGUUGGUAGAGAACAUCGACAAGGCCACCAGUGACCCCAAUGAGUGUCUUAUUUGCCACCGGGUGCUCAGCUGCCAGAGCUCUCUCAAGAUGCAUUACCGCACCCACACAGGCGAGAGGCCGUUCCAGUGUAAGAUCUGUGGCCGAGCAUUUUCCACCAAAGGCAACCUGAAGACCCACCUCGGGGUUCACCGCACCAACACGUCCGUCAAGACGCAGCAUUCCUGCCCUAUCUGUCAGAAGAAGUUCACCAACGCCGUCAUGUUGCAGCAGCACAUUCGGAUGCACAUGGGCGGCCAGAUCCCCAACACGCCCCUGCCCGAGAGUCCCUGUGACUUUGCAGGUCCCGAGCCCCCCGCGGUGAUCAGUGAGAAUGGCAGUGCCGCCGUUGCCACCGCCUGCCACGAUGGUGCGGUCGAGAGCAUCGACGUAGACGAGGCCGGCUCCCAGGACCCCUCCGGUGGCCCCUCGAAGGGCUCCACGCCGCUUCCCAGCCCCCACCUGGUAUCGCCCGCCCUGGGUUUUGCUGCCAUGGCUUCUCUAGACGCGGCUGGGAAAGGGGGUCCUGUGCCCUUGAGCCUCCAGCGGCAGAGCAGUCGUGACAAUGGCUCUGUGGAGAGCGACGGCCUGACCAACGACUCAUCUUCACUCGUGGGUGACCCGGAGUAUCAGAGCCGAAGCCCGGAGGCCGUGGAAACUUUGUCCUUCCAGCCAGUGUCCCCAGCUAAUAGCCAAGCCGAAAGCGUCAAGUCCAGGUCUCCCGAGGGGAGCAAGGCCGAGGGCGCCGAGAGCCUCCGCUCCGAGAUGGAAGGUCGCACCAGUCUCCCGUCAACAUUUCUCCGAGCCCAGCCCACCUACGUCAAAGUUGAGGUCCCCGGAGCCUUUGUUGGACCCUCCAGUGCAUCCCCAGGCUUGACACCUUUGUUAGCAACGCAGCCUCGCCGACAGGCCAAGCAGCACUGCUGCACGCGCUGCGGGAAGAACUUCUCCUCCGCCAGCGCCCUCCAGAUCCACGAGCGGACCCACACCGGAGAGAAACCAUUCGUGUGCAACAUCUGCGGCCGAGCGUUCACUACCAAGGGCAACCUGAAGGUCCACUACAUGACCCACGGAACCAGCAAUAACUCUGCCCGCCGGGGGAGGAAGUUGGCUAUAGAGAACACCAUGGCGCUGCUGGGUGCAGAUGGCAAGAGAGCUCCCGAGGUGUUUCCUAAGGAAAUCGUGGCCCCCUCGGUGCGCGUGGACCCGUCGGUGUGGAGUCAGUACACCAGCAUGUUCAACGGUGGCUUGGCGAUGAAGACCAACGAGAUCUCCGUGAUCCAGAGUGGUGGCAUUCCCACCCUGCCCGUGUCCCUGGGCGCCAGCUCCGUGGUGACCAACACCACUGUGUCCAAGAUGGACGGCUCGCAGUCCGGCCUGAGUGGUGAAGUGGAGAAGCCGGGGGUACCCGACAGCGUGGCCAAGCACCAGUUCCCUCACUUCCUGGAAGAAAACAAAAUUGCAGUCAGCUGA
Molecule: messenger RNA, 3180 nt
Organism: Jaculus jaculus (lesser Egyptian jerboa)
Lineage: Eukaryota; Metazoa; Chordata; Mammalia; Rodentia; Dipodidae
Gene: Sall4
Product: spalt like transcription factor 4
Exons: 4
Coding region: 1-3180 (1059 amino acids)
Biological process (GO): regulation of transcription by RNA polymerase II
Cellular component (GO): nucleus
Molecular function (GO): DNA-binding transcription factor activity, RNA polymerase II-specific; RNA polymerase II cis-regulatory region sequence-specific DNA binding
Source: RefSeq, a predicted model, not a curated record